This is a messenger RNA of Talaromyces amestolkiae, 810 nucleotides long. RefSeq lists its product as uncharacterized. The record is from RefSeq and is a predicted model, not a curated record. The transcript has a single exon. Gene Ontology annotation, molecular function: protein binding. The coding region runs from base 1 to 810 and encodes 269 amino acids. Lineage: Eukaryota; Fungi; Ascomycota; Eurotiomycetes; Eurotiales; Trichocomaceae.
AUGUUCCCACAUACAAUCGACUGGAAGGACAACGAAGGUCGCACACCGCUCAUGUUAGCCGCGCAAAGCUCAAACCCCAGCCAUGCGCCCGUCAGCACGAAUAGUUCCGCCCAUAUCCCUCCUCCAACGGGCCGGCGACCCCGCGCAGUGUCUACGAAUUCGGCAAUGGCGUCUGAAGAUAUCGCUACUAUUACGAUAUUACUUUCGUACGCUGCCUCGGUGAUCGCGACGGAUAAUCUGGGGAAUACAGCGCUACAUUAUGCUUCUGCUUGGGGAAACCUCAAGGCUGUCCGGGCUCUACUUGCUGCUGGAACACCGCCGUUGUCGCCAAACAAAGCGAUGCAUACACCACUCGACUACUCAGUCACGAAACAGGCGGCACAAUAUUUCCAGAGUAUCGUGAAUGAGUUUGAAAGCAGCACCAGAUCGGAUGAUACGAGAAAGAGCUGGUCGUCGGAUCACCAACAACAAAAAAAACAACAACCUAGCCUAAAGCUGAAUACAGCAGCGGUACGAGCCAUCGCGACACCGCCGGAUGAAUCCAGAGCGGGCGGGACUCGAAUGCUGGGAUCGCCCAUGUCGUCGCCCAUCAAGAGUAAUCGGAGUGUAGAGCAGAGACAGCAGAUGCAAUACCCAUCUCACCACCAGCAUCAGUCAAGUAAUACGUCGCCUGUGAAGAAGAAUUUCGGUGGGUUGAGGCUGGUGAUUGAUACAGAAAGUGCGGAGUACGCGGACUUGGAUGAUGUGCCUUCGACAGCGAAGAGGAUUGAGAGGCCGUCUAUUGAUGAGCCGCGGAUGGUGCAGUCGUGA